Eriocheir sinensis (Chinese mitten crab) is the source of this 2313-nucleotide messenger RNA. Its product is annotated as putative nuclease HARBI1. The coding region runs from base 218 to 1291 and encodes 357 amino acids. The transcript is spliced from 3 exons. Lineage: Eukaryota; Metazoa; Arthropoda; Malacostraca; Decapoda; Varunidae. The record is from RefSeq and is a predicted model, not a curated record.
CGCGGCCGCCGUUAAACACCUGGGCCGGUAUCCACGAAAGUGUCUUAGGCCGAUGCCGUCGUCCAUAGCAAAAUAAAAUGGCGGCUAUCGUGCCUAACUUGCCUGACGUCGUACAUAAAAUUUUUCGACGGCCCUAACAUCGUGCUUAGCGGUAAAACAGGCUGGACCCUGUCUUACCAGCCCUUAAGGACGAUGGAUUUGAACGUAAACAAUCAAGAUGGCAGCGCCACAAGAGCAACAACCACAUCAGCCAGGGAAUAAUUACCUUAGAAAGGACGUUCUAAAUGAACUUAAUGAUGCUGAGCUCAUCAAGAGGUACAGGUUAGACCGGGAAGGUAUAUUAUUUGUUACCAACCUUGUAAGGGCAGCGCUGAAGAGUGAUACCAACAGGUCUAACCCGCUCACCCCGGAGUUGAAGGUUCUCAUAACCUUAAGAUAUCUUGCUACUGGCAAAAUGCAACAAUGUAGCAGUGAUGACCUUGGCCCCUCACAGUCCAGCAUCAGCAGAGCCAUCAGUAAAACUAUAGACGCCCUUGCAGAUGUUAAUGUCCUCAAGAGGUUCAUAACUUUUCCUGUCACCCAAGACAGCGCUGACCGAAAGAAAGCAGAAUUCUUUGCUAUAGCCAAUUUCCCUAACAUCGUAGGUGCCAUUGAUGGCACACACAUCCGAAUUGUGGCACCGAGGGAUCAAGAAGAAGUGUAUGUGAACCGGAAGGGGUAUCACAGCAUGAAUGUCCAAGUUGUAUUUGAUGCCAAUUAUCGAAUAUUGGACAUUCUUGCCAAGUGGCCAGGGUCAGUGCAUGAUGCACGUAUCUUGAACAGCAGUGGAUUGUCAAGAUUGUUUGACGGAGGAUAUGUGCCAACAGGAAGUCACUUGCUUGGAGACAGUGGGUACCCCUGCAAGACAUGGCUCCUUACACCUUAUCUGCGUCCACUGCCUGGACCUCAGUCACGAUAUAAUAGGUCUCACAAAAUUACACGCAGUAUUGUUGAACGUGGAAUUGGACAACUCAAACGCCGAUUUCAUGUUUUGCAUGGUGAGGUACGAUUGAGGCCCCCCCUCAAGGUGUGCAAAAUCAUUCAUGUGUGUGGAAUGCUGCACAAUAUUUGCAAGGAUAGGAAUCUUCCUCUUCCUCUGGAUGACGAGCAACCAAUGGGUGCAGAGGCACAAGUCCCAGUGCCAUUAAAUGAUGCUGCAGAAGAACCUGCCAAUGCGCCCGGUGGUCACCGUAAUGAGGGUCGUGCCUAUCGGGAUGCAUUCUGCACCUUGCAUUUCAACAAUGAGGACUGAUGGAACGUCCUCCAACAGGGCCUCGUGUACCUACCUUGGUAAUGUUUCCUACCUUUUAAUGCAUUAUGAUAAAUUUAAAUUCCCAUUAGCAUAGUCUCUCAUCUCCUAACCACAAUUUCUGAUGACCUUCUUAUGAUUGUUUUCUAAAAAGGAGACUAGAAAGCUUCACCAUAGUAUAUCUUUCCACAGUCAAAAUUCUAAUUGUAUAGUCAGAAACUAUGCAAAAAAAAGCAGUGUCAGUAUAAGUACAAAUUACAAUACAUAUGAGAACUAAGCUUAUAAUAGUUUAAUAAUGUUAGAAAUAACAGAAGUAGUAUUUGGUUGUAUGUUUAAUUAUUUUCUAGUUUAAAUUUAUAGUAUCUAGCUUUAAGCCUCAUGGCCUCAAUUUUCUCCUUGGCAGCCUGUUCCUUGGCCCGCAUAGCUGCCUCCUUGGCCCUCGCAGCGGACUCCUUGGCCCUCGCAGCGGACUCCUUGGCCCUCGCAGCGGACUCCUUGGCCCUCGCAGCGGACUCCUGUGCUCGGGCAGCUGCCUCUUGGGCCCGUGCAGCGGAUGCCACUGCCUGAGCAGCUGCCUUGUGUUCCUGGGCAGCAGACUCCACUGCCUUUACAGCUCCCAUUUGUCCCGUGGUGGGAUCUUCUGAGGGGAUGGAUGAAGGGGGAAGCGCUUCUUCUGCAGAUGCAUCAACAUAUAUUACAGUUGGUGCAUCUGCAGAUUCGUGGCUAUUGAUACCGACCAACGGAUCUGCUGUUGCUCCUCCUGCAGCAGGUCUCACGUCCUUUCUGCAAGCAAUGGAUUUAAUCAUUACAUGGUGUACAAGCUUGGAAGAUGCAAGGACACACCUGCCAGCAUAGUGAAAUCACUCCUAGAAUAGUAUACUACAUUAUAUAAUCUAUACACUAUAUUACCUUACAUGAACACAAUCUAUCUUAUAUUCUUUACUAAUUUUUGCUGUGCCUUUGGCCGGCGCCUUGUGUAAAAAAAAUUCAAUUAAUGAAUGAUAUAAACAACUGACUGACAGUAA